This is a messenger RNA of Oncorhynchus masou masou (cherry salmon), 3230 nucleotides long. RefSeq names its product SLAIN motif-containing protein 1-like. Gene Ontology annotation, biological process: microtubule nucleation; cytoplasmic microtubule organization; positive regulation of microtubule polymerization. Gene Ontology annotation, cellular component: microtubule plus-end. Lineage: Eukaryota; Metazoa; Chordata; Actinopteri; Salmoniformes; Salmonidae. The record is from RefSeq and is a predicted model, not a curated record.
AGCACGCCACCAUCCCUUAUUGGGUGACAUCUGAAAGCUCUAGUCCUGAUGGGCACUAGAGCAAGCGAGAUACAACCCAUACCCAAAUCACAGUGUGGGCAACGGGUGAGCUGAGACUUGAGUGUAGCUUACCCCGUCCACCAUUUAAUAAAAAAUAUAUCGGGUAUUUGUACUUUUCCAUCCAAUGGAUGCAGCAGUGAUGAAUCCCCAGAUAAUGACGGAUGUCAACGGCAACAGCAAUGCCGCGAACGCCGAACUGGAGGUGAAAAAGCUCCAAGAGCUGGUUCGGAAAUUGGAGCGGCAAAAUGAGCAAUUGAGGACGCGGGCGAACGGCUGCACUGGAAACCCCCACAUUCUACCUCCCUCCCCGGCCUACAUGGCCGGGAGCUACUGCAUACCGAGCCCGUUACCGACGCUACUGUGCCAGUCUUCCUUGGAGUCAUUUUUCCCGUUGGACGAACCGUUCGAAUAUUUACAUUCGCAUUAUGUUGAUACUGCUCUCGAGACGGAGGCUGACUAUAUGGAACGUACGGUUCUGGAUGAGGUGGACAUUCUGGACCUAGAUGCUCUAUUCUCUAUUGAAGACUCUGAAGCUACCUGGCUGUAUGUGUCAGCCAAGGCCCGGCUGUGGGGGCAGAGCCCUGUUACCCCCCUCCAGUGGAGCAGACAGGUCCUGGACAGCCCCAGAACAGAGGUGGAGUCGGCCCGCUCACUGUGCCUCAGGUUGGACCAAGUCCAUAGGUGGCGGGGGUUCUUCUCCAGCCACUCUUCCCCUGCCCUCCCCCUGAGACGUGUAGCUGGAGUCCCCCUCAGUGCCUCGUUCUCCAGGUCCUGCCCCACACCUCCGCCCGCUGACAGACCUGCCUCAUUCUCCUCACCCCUCCAUCCUCUCCUCCACCUGUCCCUGACUCCUGUAGGGAAGGCUGAGAGAAUUCCCACAUUCCUCCCAGCCAAUCGCAGCCGCAGCCUCCGGCGGUUCCUCCUCAGCCCCCAGUCUUCCAUGGACAGUGAGCUCAGUGCCUCAGAGCUGGAGGAUGACUCCAUCACGCAGGGAUACAAACUGCAGGACCUUGUUGACGUCCAGGUCAUGGCUCGUCUGCAGGAGGACAGUCUUCGUCAGGACUACGCCACCACCCCCACCUCGAUCAGCCGCCGCAGCGCCAGCUUCUCCUUCCUCUCCCUUCAGCACAACGGCGAGGCUGACCUGGAGGAGGAAGAGGAUGAGGAAGAGUACGGGCAGCUACCUCCUCCCCAGCCCCGUCUGACCCGUGUGGGAGCCACCCUGCAACGCGGCCUCUCCCACUCCCACACCUUCUCCAGCAUACGGGACUGGAGGAGGAGCACAACCAGCCUCUCCAGCCCCUCCAGCCCUCAGUACCCCAAUGGAGGAUUCUCCUAUCAGCCCCCACCCCCACCUCAGGCCCUGGCCAGCCCCACACUCAGUACCUACACACCCGAACAACAGGGCUUCAGGCCUGGAUCAGAUAAGCUGCGGAGGAGCAUGCCCAACCUGUUCAGGGCUCCCAGUGUGCCUAGUCCACUGAGCCCAGCCAAUCACAUCGGCUCUCCUUCCACCCUUCGGAACAGUCUGAGCUUUGACUCGUCCAAUGGGUUGGCCAGCAGGCUACAGUCCUCCAUCCCUUCACCCGGUCAAUUGCAGAACAGAGUCCAGAGUGUGGGGAACUUCCAGUCGUUGUCACGGCAACCCCUCAAAGCCACAGCCUACGUCAGCCCCACUGUGAAAGGGCCAGUUACCAUGCCGACCUCCACCAGUCUGCAGUCCCUGAGCGGCAUCCCCCUCCCCAGUAAACCAGCCGUGGGGGUUGGGGGCACUCCUACGCCCGCCCGGAGCAGUCUGCCCCGCCCCGCCUCCUUUAUUGGGACCAGCUCCACACAUCGAAGCAAGAUCGCCCAACCCACACGCAGUUUAUUGACGCCUCCUAAGAGCUUGUCCAGCCUGAGUGCCCUACGAGACGGGAGCUGGAGAGAUGGCUGCUACUGAGAGAGGGAUGAAUGGAGAGAUGAGAUUCAGAGAAGAAGAGCUGGCAAUGUAGAUAGACCCUGCUGGUUGGGGUCACUCACUGCCACACAAAGUCUUCUUGGGGAAUUGAGAAGGCAGGUCAACCAAACUAUAGGGAAUAACAACCUUGUGUAGAACGCCCUCAUGAUUGGGUAUGUGAGGUGUGGUCAACACUCAAAGUCAAACAUGCAUUCUCCACCUGUCCAAUUUGGUCUGUGCCAAGGGGAAUCCCUCUGUUGAUAUUUUUAUGCACUAACAAGUUUUAACCACUAUGGUUACAUUAACAUACAGUGCCUUGCGAAAGUAUUCGGCCCCCUUGAACUUUGCAACCUUUUGCCACAUUUCAGGCUUCAAACAUAACGAUAUACAACUGUAUUUUUUGUGAAGAAUCAACAACAAGUGGGACACAAUCAUGAAGUGGAACAACAUUUAUUGGAUAUUUCAAACUUUUUUAACAAAUCAAAAACUGAAAAAUUGGGCGUGCAAAAUUAUUCAGCCCCUUUACUUUCAGUGCAGCAAACUCUCUCCAGAAGUUCAGUGAGGAUCUCUGAAUGAUCCAAUAUUGACCUAAAUGACUAAUGAUGAUAAAUACAAUCCACCUGUGUGUAAUCAAGUCUCCGUAUAAAUGCACCUGCACUGUGAUAGUCUCAGAGGUCCGUUAAAAGCGCAGAGAGCAUCAUGAAGAACAAGGAACACACCAGGCAGGUCCGAGAUACUGUUGUGAAGAAGUUUAAAGCCGGAUUUGGAUACAAAAAGAUUUCCCAAGCUUUAAACAUCCCAAGGAGCAGUGUGCAAGCGAUAAUAUUGAAAUGGAAGGAGUAUCAGACCACUGCAAAUCUACCAAGACCUGGCCAUCCCUCUAAACUUUCAGCUCAUACAAGGAGAAGACUGAUCAGAGAUGCAGCCAAGAGGCCCAUGAUCACUCUGGAUGAACUGCAGAGAUCUACAGCUGAGGUGGGAUACUCUGUUCAUAGGACAACAAUCAGUCGUAUAUUGCACAAAUCUGGCCUUUAUGGAAGAGUGGCAAGAAGAAAGCCAUUUCUUAAAGAUAUCCAUAAAAAGUGUUGUUUAAAGUUUGCCACAAGCCACCUGGGAGACACACCAAACAUGUGGAAGAAGGUGCUCUGGUCAGAUGAAACCAAAAUUGAACUUUUUGGCAACAAUGCAAAACGUUAUGUUUGGCGUAAAAGCAACACAGCUCAUCACCCUG